Molecule: messenger RNA, 663 nt
Organism: Kockovaella imperatae
Lineage: Eukaryota; Fungi; Basidiomycota; Tremellomycetes; Tremellales; Cuniculitremaceae
Exons: 4
Coding region: 237-587 (116 amino acids)
Source: RefSeq, a predicted model, not a curated record
AUAGGAUCUCUUUGCGAUUAUUGUGUUCUUCGACCGGGGUAGAGCAGAUACAACACGAUACUGAACGAAAUUACUCAAGCUAGUCCUGCACGGGUCGAUAGAGUGUUCUUCAGGUCUGCCAUACGCUUUCUUGGACCAAUAGGAACUCUGUUGUGGAGUCGCUCGUCCUGGUUGCUUGAUUCUCGACCAUCGAACCUACGUCGCUCGUGACUAUAUCUUUAUCACACUUCGACGCCAUGACUCAGUAUCAGAAGCCUCCUCCGCCUGGAAUUAGACGAAUAUUAUGGGCUGUGAGGCUCAAGUUUGAAGCUAUGACGGCUAUUGCAAUGUUGGAAACUUGGGAAAAGCUGCUCGUAUACUGUCUCUUGUUCGGCCUCAUUUGCCUUUUCUGGUGGUCCUUCCUGCAUUACUCGCCGAGUCAUUACGCAUACUUGUCUCGCCGGUGCGCCUACUACAUCUGGGGCGACGAGUCAUUGAGUCCAGGACACGAAAUGCGUACAUGGAUAUGGAAUCAUCUGGGAGGCGCGACUGGUAGAGCCGCCGAGCCAGUAGCAGCUGUCGGCAAGGGAGUCAAGAUUGAUUUGUGAUGUAUAGAUUUGGAUCGAGGCGAGUCCAGUGGCAACAUGUAUAGUACCCAUCAUGCAUAGAUUCUCGCGAACGAGA